AUGUCAGCUCUAUGGGUGGAUCUGCCGGACAAAGGAAAAGACAGAGAAGUGGUGACUCAGCGACUCAGCGUUCACAAGAAGGAGCUGUGGGGGGAACAAGCACACUCUGAAGAAGCCUCUAAAUUCCAUCUGUUUCAAGUCAUGAAUAGAGUAUGCAGCGUAGUUGGUGGGGAGCGGCAGUCCAGUUCCUCAGAUCAACCUGGGCAAGAAGUUGUGAGCCCACGGAGGAGCCUGAACACUUAUUCCUAUGACAAAUACCAUCCCAUGGGUGAGAUCUAUGAGUGGAUGAGCCAGGUCAGCGAGAAGCAUGCAGACUUGGUGACACAACAUUUCCUAGGAAUGACCUAUGAGACCCGACCAAUGUACUACCUGAAGAUUAGCCAACCAUCCAACAACCCCAAGAAGAUCAUUUGGAUUGACUGUGGAAUUCAUGCCAGGGAGUGGAUUGCCCCUGCUUUUUGCCAAUGGUUUGUGAAAGAAAUUGUACAGAACUAUAAGGACAACUCAAGAAUAAGCAGAUUCCUUAGGAACCUGGACUUCUAUGUUCUUCCAGUCCUUAACAUUGAUGGUUAUAUCUAUACUUGGACCACGGAUCGUCUUUGGAGGAAAUCCCGUUCAUCCCAUAGUAAUGGCACAUGUUUUGGAGUGGAUCUCAAUCGAAAUUUCAAUGCGUCUUGGUGUAGUAUCGGUGCAUCCACAAACUGCCAAGAUUUAACAUUCUGUGGAACAGAACCAGUGUCUGAGCCAGAGGCUAAGGCUGUCUCAAGCCUUAUAGAGAGCAAGAAGAAGGACAUUUUGUGCUUCCUGACCAUACAUUCUUAUGGACAGCUCAUUCUCACACCCUAUGGAUACACCAAAAAUAAAUCAAGUAACCAUGAAGAAUUGAUUCAAGUGGGACAGAAGGCAGCAAAUGCAUUAAAAGCAAAGCAUGGAACCAAUUAUAGAGUUGGAUCUAGUGCAGAUAUUUUAUAUGCCGUGUCAGGGUCCUCAAGAGACUGGGCUCGAGACAUUGGGAUCCCCUUUUCAUACACAUUUGAGCUGAGGGACAAUGGUACUUACGGGUUUAUUCUGCCCGAAAGCCAGAUCCAGCCCACCUGUGAGGAGACCAUGGAGGGCGUCCUCUCACUUCUGGAUGAAGUCCACACAAAGAACUGGCCUGUCAACAGUGCCAGGAGGGUGUCAGCCACUACUGCUGUAGACAGACAUCCUCAGCAUCUGAGCAACAAGGAAAUCAAUAAAGACUUUGGAGGGGAGCAAGAAGAAUGUGCAAGAAAUCAGCGAGCUCAAGAUCCUAGCCAAGAUGUGAGUGUCUUCAUGAAGGAGACUGAGACUACCGUGCGGGCUCCUGGCUCUGCACCCGAUACCACCCAGCAGUACCAGCAACUCGUGAUGGAGACUUCAGAUUUCGUCUCUGCUUCCCUGGUUGCUUGA
Jaculus jaculus (lesser Egyptian jerboa) is the source of this 1431-nucleotide messenger RNA. RefSeq names its product carboxypeptidase O (gene Cpo). The record is from RefSeq and is a predicted model, not a curated record. Gene Ontology annotation, molecular function: zinc ion binding; metallocarboxypeptidase activity. The coding region runs from base 1 to 1431 and encodes 476 amino acids. Gene Ontology annotation, biological process: proteolysis. Lineage: Eukaryota; Metazoa; Chordata; Mammalia; Rodentia; Dipodidae. The transcript is spliced from 12 exons.